Messenger RNA from Microthlaspi erraticum, 1527 nucleotides. The record is from the annotation of a GenBank genome assembly. NCBI's taxonomy places the organism in Eukaryota, Viridiplantae, Streptophyta, Magnoliopsida, Brassicales, Brassicaceae.
AUGGCUAUGUGGAAGUUUCCUCUCAUGGGACUACUCUUGCUCCUAACCAUUAUCGGCUCUCCGACAACCGCCGAGGGACCUGGGGAAUCCGCCAAUGAACCUGUUUGCCCAGUGAUGCCGAAGGAGGAGGACACUCUAAACCGGGCAUUUUUCCCUAAAGAUUUUUUAUUUGGCACGGCUACUGCAUCAUAUCAGGUUGAAGGUGGAGUGUAUGAAACAAAUCGUGGACGGUCCAUGUGGGAUGUCUACUGUAUGAAAUAUCCAAAUGGAAAAAGGGAGAGAGGAGUGAGUAAAGAUGGUAUAAGAUUUUACCACGACCUCAUCGACGAGCUCAACAAUAAUGGCAUAGCUCCGUCGGUUACUAUUUUUCACUGGGACAUUCCACAAAUUUUGGAAGACGAGUAUGGCGGCUUUUUAAGCGAAAAAAUUGUGAAAGAUUUUCGGGAUUAUGCUGAAUAUCUUUUCGAUGAGUUCGGUGGGAAAGUGAAAAAUUGGAUCACUAUUAACGAGCCAUGGGUUUAUGCUCACGCCGGUUAUGACGUAGGCAAGAAAGCACCAGGACGUUGCUCUUCUUACGUCGAUAAAGAAGUAGAAUGCUUAGGCGGAUCAUCAGGUAAUGAGGCUUAUAACGUCACUCAUAACCUCCUUAACGCUCACGCAGAAGCCGUAGAAGCUUUCCGGAAUUGCGAAAAGUGCAAAGGUGGGAAAAUCGGAAUCGCACAUUGUCCUUUGUGGUUCGAAUCAUAUAUCAAAGAUAAUGAAGUGGAGGAUGAAGCUGCUAAGCGUGCACUUGAGUUUAUGCUUGGAUGGCAUAUGGAUCCAACUACUACAGGGGAUUAUCCAGAAACAAUGAAAAAGAUUGUUGGAAAAAGAUUGCCUGAGUUUACUCCUGAACAAAGCGAAAAAUUGAAGGGCUCGUUUGAUUUCGUAGGGCUCAACUAUUAUGUUUCCAAGUUUCCAAAAAAUUUGACGUCGGACAAGCGAGAUGAAAACAAACCAAGAUGGCUGCAAGAUUCUGGUAUUGAGUGGACAGAGAAGAAUGAAGCCGAUUACGCAAUCGGUAGCAGGCCUGAUAACGCUAUGAAAGAUAUGAGCAUAUAUUCGAGAGGCUUAAAAAGUAUUUUGAAGCACAUCAAGGAUCGUUACGGAAAUCCAGAAAUCAUGAUCAUGGAGAAUGGAUAUGGAGACAUGCCUCAUGCAGAUAUAGACGGAAACGUUCACGUUACAAAUGGUACUGAUGAUCCUAACAGGAAAUUUUAUCUUCAGAGGCAUCUUUUCAGUCUGUAUGAAGCUGUUUGCGUUGAGAAGGUGAAUGUUAAAGGAUAUUUUGUAUGGUCAUUGUUGGAUAACUUCGAGUGGCAAGCGGGUUAUAAAGUCAGAUUCGGACUCUAUUUCGUUGAUUACAAGAACAACCUCACACGCCAUUUGAAAAAAUCGGGAGAGUUUUACAGAGACUUCCUCAGUAAAGGUGUUCUUGAUCCAGCCAAGGUCAAGAAUGAUAUACCUGCGACGAAGACGGAGCUUUAA